UUUCCCUCUUGGCACCCAGGAUGCGCAGGACGGUGGCUGCUGCGGUUCACCGUUUUACCAUGAGAAUAUCAUGGGCAUUCUGGGCGUUCUUCUCCACCUUGCGCCAAGUUUCUCCCUACGCGAUUCCUACUUUUAUCUUCAUAUUCAUCUAUAACCAGGUCUAUCUCUACUGGCUCGCGACCGUGGGUAUGGGAUCAUGGACACCGGCUUGGCCAUCCAACAGGACUCGCCUCGUCUUUCUAAUGGUAUCGAUCCCGACGUGGGGUUUCGUCAUGCUAAUAUGGACCAUUGGAUACACCGUUCUCAGGACCGCAUGGGUCAGAAGAACGUCGAGAGGGGAGUACUACGAGGCUAUCGAGUUGGACUCCGAACCCCGCAGCAGUCGAAAUUUUCGUCGCGGAUAUGUCCAGUACAGAUGGCAUUUGGAGGUGCUGGUAUACUUAUCUCUAUUCAUCUGCGGACUAUUCAUGUUAUCGACUUAUGAACUGCCCGGAGACGUGCGAUUCAAGCCCGACAUUCAAGCUGCGGUAAAGUCUCCAAGACCUGAGGGACACGGCAACGGAGAAAAGGUCUUUAUUGGUGCCAUGUUUUAUAACAACGAGCACGUCGUACCAUAUUGGUGUGAUGAAGUGAUCAAGCUCAUCAAAUAUCUUGGCACGGACAAUGUCUUUGUCUCCACAGUCGAGUCCAACAGCAACGACAAGACACCCGCGUUGCUGGAAAAAUUCGGUUCUAGAUUAACUGCGCUCAAGGUCCAGCAUCGAAUACUGAAUCACGACACAUCAAUUACCCGUCCGGAAAGCAUGGAUACUGCACCGCCGCGGAUUCGGUUUCUUGCUGCCGUCAGGAAUAAGGUCCUGGAACCGUUGGUGGAGAAUGGCGGUUAUGAUCGCGUUAUUUUCAGCAAUGAUGUCUUUAUCGAGUCAGAGACGAUGCUUGAGCUCCUGAAGACGCGCGACGGAGACUACGAUAUGGCGUGCGGGAUUGAUCUGUCCUAUUGGGGAAUGUACGAUGCCUGGGUCCUCCGAGACCGGCUAGGACGACUAGUGUCAUCAUUAUGGCCCUAUUUCCUGGAGGAUGCCGGGAUGCAGGCAGUCAUGAAGGACGAGCCUGCGCCUGUCUUUACCUGCUGGAACGGCAUUGUAUCCUUCCGUCCAGACCCGUUCCUCCCCGUUAAUCUGCGUACCCCUGGGCGCCUUUCAACGGCACCCCUCUCAAAACCGCUUCCCCCGUCCCAUCCAUCGUUUGGUCAACCUGCAGAUUUGUCACCUGCCCAGACACCACCCAUGUCCUUCCGCGCGUCAGUGGAGGGAGAGGAGUGCUUCUCAUCAGAGUCGUUCCUUAUGCCGUAUGAUAUGCGUCGUCGAUUCGAGAUGAACGACAUUUAUCUCAAUCCCAGAGUGAUUGUGAGCUACGACUGGAAAUUCUAUGUCUGGUACAAGUGGGUGCUCCGCCACUGGAUGGUGAAGUGGUGGAUAGAGAAUGCGGAGAACGGGAGCAUGAUGCAUCUAGCGAAGAUGGUAGUAGGGGAGGCGAAGAACAUCUGGGCCUGGGACGGUGGAGAAUGUCAACCGUGGUGGUGAUGAUCUAUGAUAAUUAUUGCUUCUAUUUAUUCGGGGAACAACACUAGUGUUUGGAAAUUGAAUCACGACACCGUUUAUUAUCUAAGUAUAAAGUCGCGUUUAGGCCUGAUGGA
Guyanagaster necrorhizus is the source of this 1696-nucleotide messenger RNA. RefSeq lists its product as uncharacterized. Lineage: Eukaryota; Fungi; Basidiomycota; Agaricomycetes; Agaricales; Physalacriaceae. The transcript is spliced from 5 exons. The coding region runs from base 60 to 1583 and encodes 507 amino acids. The record is from RefSeq and is a predicted model, not a curated record.